Messenger RNA from Anthonomus grandis grandis, 4902 nucleotides. Its product is annotated as dual oxidase. Gene Ontology annotation, biological process: defense response; superoxide anion generation; response to oxidative stress. Gene Ontology annotation, molecular function: peroxidase activity; calcium ion binding; superoxide-generating NAD(P)H oxidase activity. Bases 270 to 4772 code for a protein of 1500 amino acids. Gene Ontology annotation, cellular component: plasma membrane; NADPH oxidase complex. The transcript has 22 exons. Lineage: Eukaryota; Metazoa; Arthropoda; Insecta; Coleoptera; Curculionidae. The record is from RefSeq and is a predicted model, not a curated record.
UCACUUCGGGCCUCUUCAGUGUCUUCAUUCAAUCCGAUACCAGCUGUUAAAACGCUUUUAACAAUUUCGCUUGACAAUUAAAUGCAGUUUCUUUACGUGUCUACGCGACUUUAGAUCGAAUUUGGUGUAUUAAACUGGUGAUAAUUUUCGUUAAAUAAUGAUAAAUCUCGAAGGCGGAUAAGCGGUGCGACCACCCGGAUGUGGAAGACUUGUUUGCCUUUUUUGUUAUUAACUGCAUGUUAAGAAAUGUGCUGUGAAAUUUUACUGGAAUGAUGGAGUUGCGGAAAUAUUUUGGACUUUUUUGGGCUAUUUGUGUGUUUUUUGGAGUUCGAGCAGAAACUAAAUAUAGUAAAGUAGAAAAACAAAGAUACGACGGCUGGUUCAAUAACCUUGCGCAUCCAGAAUGGGGAUCUGUAGACAGUCACUUGAUAAGACAUGCCUCACCGGCUUACGCUGAUGGAGUUUACAUGCUCUCAGGGCAAAACAGGCCCAGCCCCCGAAAGCUCAGCAGACUGUUCAUGAAAGGAAUCGAUGGCUUAGGCUCGGUGACUAAUAGAACAGCUUUGUUGGCCUUUUUUGGCCAAUUGGUCACAUCUGAGGUGGUGAUGGCCAGUGAAAGUGGUUGCCCCAUAGAAAUGCACCACAUAGAAAUUGAGAAAUGCGACGAAAUGUACGAUAAAGAGUGCAAGGGUGGGAAAUACAUACCGUUUCAUCGGGCUAGUUAUGAUAGGGAGACGGGGCAGAGUCCUAAUAGCCCCAGGGAACAACUGAAUAGGGUUACCAGCUGGAUUGAUGGAAGUUUUAUCUACAGCACUAGUGAACCCUGGAUGAGUGCCAUGAGAUCUUUUAAAAAUGGCACACUGCUCACUGAUAGCACUGGGAAAAUGCCCAUAAGGAACUAUAAAAAGGUCCCAUUAUUUAAUAACCCUGUGCCCCAUAUGAUGAAGAUGCUUAGUACUGAAAGGCUUUUUUUGCUGGGGGACCCUCGUACCAACCAAAAUCCGGCCCUACUGACCCUCGGAAUUUUAUUUUUCCGUUGGCACAACGUCGUCGCCGCCCGUAUCCAGACUUCUAACCCCACAUGGGAGGACGAAGAUGUGUUCCAGAAGGCGCGACGCAUUGUCGUGGCAACGCUGCAAAACGUAAUAGUCUACGAGUACUUACCAGCGUUCCUGGGCGAAUCUUUACCCGAUUAUUCUGGUUAUCAACAAAACGUUCAUCCGGGAAUUACCCACGUGUUUCAGAGCGCCGCCUUUCGCUUCGGACAUUCGUUAAUACCCCCCGGAUUGUAUCGGAGGGAUGCGAAUUGUAACUUUAAACGCACCGAAAUGGGACAUUUGGCUUUGCGGUUAUGCUCUACUUGGUGGGACUCUAAUGAGGUUUUGACAAGCAAUUCCCUGGAGGAGCUCCUGAUGGGAAUGACGUCCCAGUUGGGAGAAAAAGAGGACGCGGUCCUCUGCUCUGACGUCAGAGAUAAACUGUUCGGUCCCAUGGAGUUUUCCAGAAGGGAUUUGGGGGCCCUGAAUAUCAUGCGGGGCAGGGACAACGGACUACCAGACUAUAACACUGUUCGUAAGGCAUAUGGUCUCAAAAAGAUCCGCAAUUGGACCGAAAUCAAUCCGAAAUUGUUUGAAGACAAACCGGAUUUAUUGCGAACCCUUAUUGCCGCUUAUUCGAACGAUAUCGAUAACGUGGACGUUUAUGUGGGAGGAAUGCUGGAAAGUUACGGUCAACCAGGGGAGCUUUUUAGGACCGUUAUAAAAGAGCAGUUUAUACGGUUAAGGGGUUCGGAUCGUUUCUGGUUCGAGAAUGAGGCCAGCGGGAUUUUUAGUCAAAAAGAGAUUGAGGAGCUUCGUAAAAUCACCCUGUGGGAUAUAAUAGUAAACAGUACUAAUAUCGAGCCGAGUGCGGUCCAGAAAAACGUGUUUUUUUGGACCGAAGGCGAUCCUUGCCCGCAACCGAUGCAACUGAACGUAUCCCAAAUGGAACCGUGUAAAAUGAUCACCGGAUAUGACUAUUUUGAGGGUAACGAGUUGGUGUACAUUUACGCCUGCGUUUUCCUCGGUUUCGUGCCGAUAUUGUGCGCGGGCGCGGGCUACGGCGUGGUCAAACUACAAAACAGGCGUAGACGACGUUUGAAGAUGAAACAGGAGGAAUUGAAGUCGAAAACCGGAAAAGUUCCCAUCGAUGCCAUGAUGGUGCACGAGUGGUUACACGCGAACUAUAAAAGGCUCGUCAAGGUUAAAUUUGGUCCCGAGGCAGCCAUUAAUAUUAUCGGACGGAAGGGCGAGAAUCUACGUAGCGUAAACUUCAAAAACGCCGACUCGGUUAUGGUGGACGAGUCCCUGGACGUUACCGAGGUAAAGAAACCCAUGGUCCUGGUGCACGUCCAAAGGGACCACGACCUCGUCCUGGAAUUCGACACGGUCGGCAGCAAGAAGAAAUUCCUCAAUAAGCUCGAACAGUUUUUGAACUCCAAUAAGAAGAACUUGAGGCUAACCCAGGUGGUAAGGGAGAUAAUGUUGGCCAAGGCGGAAACUAAGGAAAGAAGAGAAAAGAAACUGGAACACUUCUUCCGGGAGGCGUACGCUUUAACCUUCGGCCUUAGACCGGGAGAGAGAAGACGAGCCAGCGAUGACACCACCGAUGGAGAAGUGGUGACGGUGAUGCGUACCUCCUUAACAAAAUCGGAAUUCGCCAGCGCCCUAGGGAUGAAAACGGACGCGGUGUUCGUCACCAAGAUGUUUAAUAUCGUCGACAAGGACGGGGACGGUCGCAUCUCUUUUCAGGAAUUCUUGGACACCGUGGUGUUGUUUUCGCGCGGGAAAACCGACGAGAAAUUGCGGAUCAUUUUCGAUAUGUGCGAUAACGACCGGAACGGGGUGAUCGAUAAGGAAGAGUUCUCGGAAAUGCUUAGGAGUCUCGUGGAAAUUGCCAGGACCACCAGCUUGUCCGAUGACCAUGUGACCGAGUUGAUCGACGGAAUGUUUCAGGACGCCGGCCUAAAACACAAAAACUUCCUAACCUAUCAGGACUUCAAGGAGAUGAUGCGCGAGUACAAAGGUGAUUUCGUGGCCAUAGGUCUGGACUGUAAGGGGGCCAAACAGAAUUUCCUGGAUACGUCCACGAACGUGGCCAGAAUGACCAGUUUUAACAUCGAACCGACCUCGAUGGACGCGGAAAAGUCUUGGGUGAGACUCAAGUGGGACAGUUUGACCACUUUCCUGGAGGAAAACCGGCAGAAUAUCUUUUACUUGUUUAUAUUUUACGUUGUGACCAUCGCGCUCUUUGUGGAGAGGUUUAUACAUUACUCCUUUAUGGCCGAACACACCGACUUACGUCACAUAAUGGGCGUUGGGAUAGCGAUAACCAGAGGGUCUGCUGCCUCACUCUCAUUUUGCUACUCGAUCCUCCUCCUCACCAUGAGCAGAAACCUCAUCACUAAACUGAAAGAGUUUUCCGUACAGCAGUACAUUCCUUUGGACGCCAACAUACAGUUUCAUAAAAUUGCCGCGUGUACAGCCAUGUUUUUUUCGCUGUUGCAUACUGUAGGCCAUAUAGUGAAUUUUUACCAUGUGUCCACUCAGCCCGUGGAGAAUCUGAAGUGUCUUACCAAUGAGGUGCGAUUUCCGUCAGAUUAUAAGCCUGGGAUAAGUUUUUGGUUAUUUCAAACUAUCACGGGGGUGACCGGAGUGCUACUGUUCAUAAUAAUGUGCAUCAUAAUCGUAUUUGCUCAUCCGACGAUACGCAAAAAGGCUUAUAAGUUCUUUUGGUUUACGCACAGUCUUUACGUGCUUUUGUAUGCGUUAUGUUUGAUUCAUGGACUGGCCAGAUUAACCGGAGCGCCCAGGUUUUGGUUGUUUUUUAUUGGUCCAGGAAUUAUUUUUACAUUAGAUAAGGUAGUAAGCAUGCGCACCCGUUACAUCCCCUUAGACGUACUGGAAACCGAACUGCUCCCCUCUGACGUCAUCAAAAUAAAAUUCUACCGGCCACCGAACCUUAAAUACUUAUCCGGUCAGUGGGUCAGAUUGGCCUGUACCGGAUUCCGAGAUCGCGAAUUCCAUUCGUUUACGUUAACCUCUGCACCGCACGAAAACUUUUUGUCUUGUCACAUUAAGGCACAAGGCCCGUGGACCUGGAAGUUGCGCAAUUACUUCGACCCGAGCAACUAUAAUCCGGACGAUCAGCCGAAGAUUUUGUUGGAGGGACCGUUCGGGGGCGGCAAUCAGGAUUGGUACAAGUUCGAGGUGGCGGUUAUGGUUGGGGGUGGCAUCGGGGUCACUCCCUACGCCUCCAUUUUGAACGAUCUCGUAUUUGGAACUUCUACCCAUAGGUAUUCGGGUGUGGCAUGUAAAAAGGUAUACUUUCUUUGGAUCUGUCCCUCGCACAAACAUUUCGAAUGGUUCAUAGACGUCUUAAGGGACGUGGAACGCAAAGACAUCACCAACGUCUUAGAAAUUCACAUUUUCAUCACCCAAUUUUUCCAUAAGUUUGACCUAAGAACCACCAUGCUGUACAUAUGCGAGAAUCACUUUCAAAGACUGUCGAAAACGUCGAUAUUCACCGGCCUGAAGGCGGUCAAUCAUUUCGGGCGACCCGAUAUGACGUCGUUUUUAAAGUUCGUCCAAAAAAGGCACAGUUAUGUGAGCAAAAUCGGUGUAUUCAGUUGCGGCCCGAGACCCCUAACCAAAAGUGUGAUGUCUGCUUGUGAUGAGGUCAACAUGGGCCGAAAACUUCCCUAUUUUAUUCAUCAUUUCGAGAAUUUUGGAUAGCAGUAUUAAAGAGAACACAUUGAAUGAAUGUUAUUUAUUAAUAUUGUAUAUUUUUUUAAUCCCUUGCUUAUAAUUAUUGUGAUUUUGUACUUAAGUUUUAAUAAAUUACAUAAUAUUUUUUAAAUAACAA